Molecule: messenger RNA, 1593 nt
Organism: Plutella xylostella (diamondback moth)
Lineage: Eukaryota; Metazoa; Arthropoda; Insecta; Lepidoptera; Plutellidae
Gene: Arp6
Product: Actin-related protein 6
Source: RefSeq, a predicted model, not a curated record
UGUUGAAAAUGAUUUAAUAUGCAAUAAAGUAUGUAAUUCUAAUUUAAAACCAAUGGUAUAUCGCUGUGUAUUCAAUCGUUCUCUAGUGUAGUUGUCUCAAAAUAUUAGUGUUAUAAACAUAACCUCAAAAAUGACCGAAACGGCUUGCUAUAUCCUCGACAAUGGAGCAUACACGGCUAAAGUCGGCUUCUCAUCCGCGGAGCCGAAAGUCGUGCCCAACUGCAUCAUGAAGGCGAAGUCGGAGCGCCGCCGCCCCUUCAUCGGCUCACAGAUCGACGAGUGCCGAGACGCCUCAGGUCUCUUCUACAUAUUACCAUUCCAAAAAGGCUUCCUCAUCAACUGGGACACGCAGAAAACCGUAUGGGACUACAUGUUUAGUAAAGAAUGCUGCCCCGUAAAUUUUAAUGAGACGCCACUCAUUGUCACCGAACCUUUGUACAACUUUGCAUCAAUUCAAGAAGCUAUGACUGAGAUAUUCUUUGAGGAAUACGAAUGCCAGUCCUUGCUGAGGAUAAACGCUACAGAUUUAGCUGAUUAUCAUUAUAGAAAGACUCAUAAUGAUAAUGAAUGCACUCUAGUGGUUGAUUCAGGCUAUAGUUUCACAUACAUAGUGCCGUAUAUUAAUGGUAAAAAGUAUAGAGAAGGAAUAAGAAGAAUAGAUGUUGGUGGCAAGGUGCUGACAAAUCAUCUGAAGGAGAUCUUGUCAUAUAGACAGCUGAAUGUUAUGGAUGAAACCUAUGUGAUUAACCAAGCGAAAGAAGACUCCUGUUUUGUGUCUCAAGACUUCAAAGCUGACAUGGAUAUAGCUCGGAAAAGAGGUGAAGAAAACACCAUAGUAAAAGACUAUGUCCUGCCAGACUACACCACAAUCAGAAGAGGAUUCCUCAGAGACGUUGUCAAGCCUGAUGAAGAAUUGGAGCAGCAAACAUUAAGAUUAAACAAUGAGAGAUUCACCAUUCCCGAACUACUAUUCCACCCAUCUGAUGUUGGCAUACCGCAGAUGGGAAUACCAGAGGCUAUCAUGCACUCAAUCAACAGUUGCCCUGAAGAAAACAUGGAGUCUCUACUGGAUAACAUAGUUUUGUAUGGUGGCAAUGUACUCUUCUCCGGUUUUCGUGACAGAGUCUACAAUGACGUCCGAUCAUUGGCUCUAGACCACUUUGAUGUAAGUGUGACAGCAGCCGAAAACCCCCUAACAUAUGCUUGGGAAGGCGGGAAGUUACUGUUCAGAAACCCUGACUUCUACUCUUUCUGUGUGACCAAGGAGGAGUAUGAAGAGGAAGGAAAAGCUCUGACGUUUGAAAGAUUCGAUAUUUAACGGCGAAAUCGAGCACCGAGAUCUACUGAGUAGUGUCUCCUUGCUCGAUAAAACUGCUGGGAUUAAGAUGUUAAUGGGUUGUUCGUGACUGCCAUUUUUAGUUUGCUGUGUGUUAGGCUGUUGAGUUGAAGAAUUUAUUGGAUCUUGAUAGCAGAUAAAUGGACUGGACUGAUAAUAAUAUAAGUAAUAACUAUUGCUAGAGCUAUGUGCAAGAAGUAAAUAAGUGUAAUACAUAAUUUAUAGUACAAAUUUUCUUUUCCUUCCAUUUUUUUACC